CGGGGGGCUUGGCGUUUAAUGAAUCAUUAUCGGGACAGAGGGGAUGAUGAAGAGGAGGUGGAGGAGGGAUUGAAGAGGAGGAGGUGGCCUUUCUGUGACGGCAUGAGAAGCGGGAGUGAAUAUCGUGGAUGCAUAUUAUCGGUGCGGGAAGCAGAGGUGCAGGCGAGUAGAUCGGACUUGCUAUCUUUUCUUGUGCCGAGUCUAGUGUUGUUGGAGUUGUGCGGGACGGACGACAGCCGAGGAGGAGGAGCAGCAGCAGCGGGAGCAGAGGGAGCAGCAGCAGCAGCAGCAGGAGGAAGAGUCGAGGCAGCAGCAGGAGGCCGACCUCGACAUCGCAUGGCUCUCCUCUCGCAGGACGGCGUUGUUGUAGGGGCGCGGGCUUAUGUCUAGACAGCCAAGCCAGGAGCCAAGCCUUGUCUCGCCCUCGUUCGCCCCCCACCCCCACCCCCCAGACGCCCGCCCUUCCGCCCGCCCGUUGCUUCCUUUCUUCUCCCCCACGUCUCGUCUGGUGCAAAGGAAGCGAAUCGGAAGCCUGGCGACGGACUUCGGGCUUCUCACCGCGGGUUGCGGUGCCACUCCCGGAGUGUUGUCGAUCUACUGAUUGGGGAUGUGGUUGUGACACAGCCGGAGAUCGGUGUCUUCUGACCCGAGAGCAGGGUCAAUUGGGAUCUUGAUACGCCUCUCUGAUUAGUCUCUUCCGGCUCACAGGAAGUUGGGAACCCGGCGGUUGUGUUGAUUCGAGUCACAUUCUCUGCAUGUGGCUGAUCUCGUCUCAGCGCGGAGCGUUUAAGCUUAUGUUUUGAUCUUUCAUUGGUCUUGGUGUGCCUCUUGAUCUGCAUGGUCUCGUCAUCGUGAGGAAUUACUUCGAUUCGACCGGGAUUUUCGUUGGGGCUCUUUUGGUUCUUGUCGGCACGAGCGAGGUUUGAGUCGUGUUGGUGGGAAUUGAUCUUCCGCGCUGAGUCUAAGCUUUUGGAGACGCAAGCUGUAGAAGGCGAGGCCUCUUCGAGCUCUGUAAUCCUAUAUUGGGCUUGAUCGCCCUCUCGACCCCACACUCGGCCAUCAAUUCAUCCAUCAAUUCUUAUGUAAGGACCAAGUGCGCUGCGAUCAAUCUUGGAAACCUCGUUCUGGCGAGAAGUUGGAGUCGUCCUUCUUCGGACCAUUGGUCAGAUUUUUCUUCAGACAGGAGUUAUGUUGCAGAUGCUUGAGGCGGUGGCUCUUCAGCCUCCUCCAUGGCUUCCUUUGAGGACCACUGCAACGGAAAUGGCAGUGGAGGAUAGGACGGAUUUAGCAGGAAUUAGUGGAUGAGAGACAGUGCCGCGCAGCGGUGUCUCCGCUGCUUUGAACAUACUAGCAUCUUUCCUUAAUGUGGACAACCUCCUCUUGGAGGUUAAUGGCUGCUCCUUUUCAGGAAUUCCGAGUGUAUCCCCAUGUUUUCCCAGUAGGAGACACGUCUGCGGACAUGCAAAUUUUUGAGGCUUGGAGAUGGAGGGAAUGCCUCAGUUUAGAACAUUUUGAGCACAACGUGGAUCAUUCCCAUUGCACAAAGAAGGGUCCAAAUUGUUAACAGUUAUUCCAAUCCUAUACAUAAGCAACAAUGGAACGGUACAAGGUGAUGAAACAGUUGGGAGAUGGCACAUACGGCAGUGUCUGGAAGGCCGUGAAUCGACAGACUAACGAAAUAGUUGCUAUCAAGAAGAUGAAGAGAAAAUUUUACUCCUGGGACGAGUGCAUGAACCUUCGUGAAGUGAAGUCUCUACGGAAGCUGAAUCACCCCAAUAUUGUGAAGUUGAAGGAGGUCAUAAGAGAGAACGAUGAGCUCUAUUUUGUUUUCGAGUACAUGGAGUACAAUCUCUAUCAAAUGAUGAAAGACAAGGACAAACUUUUUCCAGAAUCGAAAGUGAGGAACUGGUGUUACCAAGUGUUGCAAGCUCUGGCUUACAUGCAUCGAUAUGGCUAUUUUCACCGCGACUUGAAGCCAGAAAACUUGUUGGUUACGAAAGACGUUAUCAAAGUAGCAGACUUCGGUCUUGCAAGAGAAGUGCGCUCUCGGCCACCGUACACAGACUACGUGUCGACUAGAUGGUAUCGAGCACCAGAAGUUUUGCUGCAGUCUUCCUGCUACAAUGCAGCAAUUGACAUGUGGGCAAUGGGAGCUAUUAUGGCUGAACUUUUCACUUUGCGCCCCCUGUUUCCUGGUGCAAGCGAGGCCGACGAACUAUACAAAAUCUGCACUGUCAUCGGCCCACCAAAUCAUCAUACAUGGUCGGAUGGCAUGAAGCUCGCCGCAUCCAUGAAUUUCCAUUUCCCUCAGUGCACUUCUUCACAUCUAUCCGCUUUAAUACCUACUGCAAGUGCUGAAGCAAUCGAUCUGAUGUCGGCCAUGUGUUCUUGGGAUCCCAACAAGAGGCCAACUGCUGCACAAGCACUGCAGCAUCCCUUCUUUCAGGUUGGCAUGCCUAUUCCAUCCUCGAUCCCUAACCGGAGAGAGCUACUGAAGACUCUCGUCCCGCCAACCCACGAGGUCAAGAGUGAGGCAAAAAGCUACUCUGAGAAAGAGAUGCAUGAGCGCAGUAGUGAGGAAAAGCCUUUUCUGGAUGAUUUGAACGCGAUGCCUGCAGCAGAGAAGUAUAACGUCUUCUUAGGUGCCACUGCUCUGCCGAAAGCGAACGGGUCAAAGUUAGCUCCGGAAGUGAGCCCAUCUUUGUAUCUCGGCAGCAAUGUCAGGCAGGCUCGAUAUCGACCCAUGCCCAGCCCUCAAGCUUUACCGGCACUAGUAUCACCUGGACCAUCCCCUACUGCUGCACCAUUGAAAGCGGCGGUGCCUGUUUUUACUAGCCGGCAAUCAAGCCAAGCAGCGGUGGCAGCUGUUGCAUCCAAUGUAGGGACUGUCCAGGCUCCUCAAUACAGUCUGAGGGCAGCAUACAAUGAUUAUUUCCCAGUACCAGCAGCAGCAGCGAUGACAUCUCAGUAUGGUAGGGGCUAUAACACUAGUGCGUUCCGUUACGACAAUCGGGUCGGUGCGGGGUCUGGCCGUCGCUACUGAAAGAAUGAAGGUGACCUUAGCAAUGAUCAUGGCAGAACUCUUAUCAGAUUCUGUCUGAUGACAUCACUUUAUGCUUGCUAAUGUUCAGUCGCGCUAGCAUGAAAUGUGGGAUGUGUACUGGUUCAGGAUCUGGUACUUGAGACAGUGGUCAAUAAUAGGUAAGAGUGUGGUUUGGUAGAGUACGUCAUCACUAGGGUAUGAUGUCUGUUCAAGACGUAGUCCUUGUCUGGUAUCAGCCUUAGAUACAGUUGAAUGUGGGUAUCGAGCUGGAAGGUCGCGGUGAAACAGGUGUGGAAAUCCUAUGUCGUGCAUCUAGAGCAGGUUUUUUUUGGUGCCGUGUCAGUUCUAUGUUUUGUAUGUUUGUUCGUCUUCCCUCUUCGAGCAGAAAGAAAUGUGUCUCGGGUGACCUGGCUUCAUUUCGUAGAUUCUGUACUUCAUGUAAUAAAUGGGAACGUUUCGUCAUCUCUGAUUCAAUAUUCUGGAUGUUCCUGAUUAUUAGGUAGAGUAGGCUGUAGCGAAUUGAACUGUAGGUACUUUCUUAGGUUGGCGAUGAAGGUGGAAGUGUUAGUCUCAUACUGCGCAGACGCAGAUUGUAGUACAUGAAAUGAGGAUCACUAUUUAUGUGUUGAAGCAAUUGUUGCAGACAAGUGACAGUGUUGUCUUGGCAUUUUUGCUCGAAAUAUUUCGAAAGAAUGGCUGAAAGUAGUAAUAUUCA
This is a messenger RNA of Marchantia polymorpha subsp. ruderalis, 3758 nucleotides long. NCBI's taxonomy places the organism in Eukaryota, Viridiplantae, Streptophyta, Marchantiopsida, Marchantiales, Marchantiaceae. The record is from the annotation of a GenBank genome assembly.